Messenger RNA from Wallemia ichthyophaga EXF-994, 3156 nucleotides. RefSeq lists its product as uncharacterized. Bases 1 to 3156 code for a protein of 1051 amino acids. Lineage: Eukaryota; Fungi; Basidiomycota; Wallemiomycetes; Wallemiales; Wallemiaceae. The record is from RefSeq and is a predicted model, not a curated record. The transcript is spliced from 6 exons.
AUGGAGAGUUUGAAUCCAUGGAUAAAAGCAUGGUUCCUGGAAUAUUACAAUAAAAAUGUCCAAGAGAAUAUCGCGAUAAAUGAAUACACUAACUGCAAACCCAAGAAAGUCCAGCUGAUCGAAUUCCGUAAAUUUCUAUGCACCCAAACUCCCAUCGAAGAAGGCACCAAUUCCAGUGAAAGUUGGUGGGCUAUCGCCAGCGAUAAAGAUAUUAGGAUACCGUGUUACUUCACUCGAAAUGCUUUAAUCGCUUUUGAAGGUGCUAACGAUGACUUGAGAUUCACCCAACUGGGUGGAUCCAUUGUCUUUCUAUUACAAUGGAAAGCUCAGAUCGGUAAGAUCGACUCCCUCAACCAAAUAAGCGAUGGAACGAAUCGCAUUAGACACAAGCCUUCUCUUUACUUUGUCGUUGAUGACUUUGUCAUCAAAGGUUGCCUCGGUGAACCUGUCUUCGGCGAUCCUACAGAUAUCAUGGGCGAGCAACUCAUCAGCGACUUCACUUUAAAUCAACUUCGCAGUGGCAGCUCGAGUGUAUCUGCUGGUGCACUCUCAAGAAAGUCGAGUAUUCUCGGCAGAAAGUCAUCAAAAAUUGCCCCACUGUCAAGACAUGCAACACUUGAUGAGAAUGACGAACAAAGGCAAGCGGUAAACAAAAGCAUGUCGCCAUACACAAAUGACACGAAUAUCUCGAGAUUAAAUCCCGAUACCAAUCUAGCUGCACCAAAACUCCAUGGAAGUAAUCCUGGUUUAACUCGUCACCCUAAUGUGCAUCUGUUUAGACACUCUCAAUGGCCGGUCUGGAUGACACUUGACGAAGAAAUAUGCUGGAUGUCAGAAGACGAAGAGUUGCUUUUAUCCAAGACCGGAGUAUACAACCCCAACUUUUCAGGAAAUUCAAGUAAAGAACUACCAUUCAACCAAAUUGGCUAUGAGGGCUAUUUCAGCUCCCAGCAAAUGCCCCAAUCGAUUGAUAGAUCGCUCGAAAAAGAGAAAACGCCUAAUGAUGUUAACUCUAAAGAAAAGAAAAUGAAGAACGAAGAGUCUAUCGAGAGAUUAAACCAUGAUUUGCAGAACAUGCAAGAUCUGCCCAAUGUGCCGUCGCAGGCCAAGCUGUCAACUACGCGACAUCCUCCAUCACAAUCCAAUCAAGUACAGAAGUAUUUGCAACUUUCACAACGCUCAAAUAAUUCACAGCAUUCACAGCAAUGUAUAAAUAAUCAAUUACUCUCAACCGACGGAAUAGACUCUUCCUUUCCAUUACCUAAUGAAUCUCAGGUACCUUAUAACAUGCAACAAAGCAUUAAAAUGCAUCAGCAGAAUCUAAUAGAAGGAGACGAGGCUGAUGAACGAAGCUCUAGGCACUCUGCUGAUACAGAAAUGCGUAAUGACGAAGAUAGUAGUGGUCAGAGUCAUGAUAUCAUGCCUGUUAUUGAUAGUAAUCACAAGAGCAUGGACGUACAAAUGACCGAGACUAGUGCUAGGAAAUUUGAAGAAGAUAACAGUAAUAGUAUAAGUAAAGGGGAUGCUGAUGCUGGUAGCUCCAAUGAAGGUUACAAAUCAAGAAUAAUAAGGCCAGCGCCAUUAUUGCUAAAGACUGGAUUAGCCAAAACCUCGAAUAGAUCUUCUACGGGGACCGAUAUAGUCCUUGAACAGCUGCGAAGAUCCAAUUAUAGUGCUGAUACUGCAACGAAUGAUAGCAAUGAAGGUUUAGAAAUUGUGAAUAAAGACGUCAGAGCUACAUCGUCGAAGCAACCCGGGGAUUACUCGACGUCAUCUAUUAAUAACCUACCGAUACCUCGACCAUCAAGUUCAUCUCCAAAUACACGGUCUUUGCUAGAGUUGCAGCAUCAAAAUCAUAAAGCUGAGGCGGCAGCUCUUUCACUGCCGAUGGAAAUACAGGAAUCAUUGCAGGAAAAGCCGAAAAAACCCUCACAACAACCUCAAUCGCCAGAGAGACAGACAAGAUUAAAGUAUUUAAAUCAAUUGCUACCAUUCAGCAGUCCAGCAUUUGAAGAAGAAGACUGUGAGAUGCAAAUACGUAAACCAGGCAGAGGGAUUGGGAUACAAAGGAAGCGUAAAGGGUUCAAGAAGAUUGAAAGACUAGACAAAGGAAAGCGGCCGCUAGAUUUUCCAGCAGAUAUAGAGCGCGAAGAGGCAGAAGAUAUGAACGAUAGUACUAAUAGUGCUGAAAUCGUUUCCACCCCAUCCUCAAAGACACAGUACUUUAGCUCAUCUGGUGAAGUAGUGUUAAAUACACCGCUGGUGAAAGUAAUUAAUACGAGUGAACCAUCGAGCUUAUUGACAAACAAAGUCGCAUCUUCACCACGUAAAGUUCGACGGAAACUUGAGAGUAACGAAAAUGAGUUUACAUCCUCACCCAUACCAUCCUUAGGUAGCAUUGAAUCGAGCUUUCCGAUGCAGGCUGUAUAUGACUAUAUGCCUGAGUCCAUGACUGAAUCGCAACGACGUGAGCAUUUGCAGAUGUCACAGUCUCAGAAGCCGCACUCACAAUCUCGAUCGCAAUCUCAACCUCAAUCUCAAGUAGUUGAAUCUCAGGUCAGUUUUAACCUCUCACAAAGUCAAUUCCCAAUUAUCAAUAACAGUAAUGACAAAGUGGGAGAAGAUGGAACAUUCUUUAAAGGUACACAAGUGGUAGCAGAUGAGACUCUUGUACCAGAGUCACGAGAGGCGUUUGAAGAUAUGUCUCAGCAAUCACAGGAACGAGAUACCUCUUUAGCAAUGUCGCAACAAUCACAGAAGAAUUUAUAUGAGCAGUCUCAACAGCAUUCACAGGGUCAUUCACAAGACUUGUCUCAAGAUCGCUCUCAGUUUGAUACAAGUAAUGGCAAUAAUAGUCUACUGCCAAAUGCAACAACUCAGGAACAUGCAGACCCUGAUUUUGAUUCUCAACCGAUAACAGCAUCUCAAUUACAUCAACAGACAAUAGAUAUAAUGGAUGAUGUUUAUGACAAUUCACAAGACGAGUCAAUGGACUACAUGAAGUCGCCGCCUGCUGGACAGCGAGGACAACAAACUAAGAGGGACAUAUAUGUUGACCCCCUACCACGAUUCAAAUAUGAUCGCGAAGAUCUCUACGCCAUUUUGUCAAUGGAAAAGAUGAAAACUUUAAAUGAUAAUUUUUUUUACAUAUGUUGA